AUGGCUGCCGUAUUCCGGAACUGGGCGCGUGUCGGCUUCAUAGAGGGCAUCUCUGGGCACAUCAGCGUCCGAGACCCAGAGUUUCCAGAAUACAUCUGGAUGAACCCUAUUGGGAAGCAUUUCGGGUUGAUGAAUGCCAACGACAUGCUCUGUAUCAGUAUUGCAAAUGGAGCAAUUGUUGGUGGGAAUAAAACUAGACCUGCAAACUCACCUGGUUUCUUCAUCCACUCCGAGAUCCACAAAGCUAGGCCAGACGUGCAUGCUAUCUGUCAUGCACACACAGUUGCUGGGCGCGCAUGGGCAGCGUUUGGACGACCAUUGGACAUGAUUACACAGGAUGUUUGUACCCUGUACGGGGCACUAGUGGCAAGCAAUGAUUACGGCGGAAUUGUCACUGCGGAGGAAGAAGGUCGACAGAUCGCGGCGAUGCUGGGAAGCAAAGGGAAGGCUGCCAUCUUGCUCAACCAUGGUCUUAUCACAGUGGGCUCGACGGUUGACGAGGCCUCGUUCCUUUUGGGGCUGGUAGAUCGGAGCUGUGAUAUCCAGUUGCGGGUGGAGUCUGCCUGUGCAGGCAACCCCACAUUGAACAAGCACAUCAUUCCUGACAGUCUAGCGAGGAGAAACAGUGACAUGGCAGGAGAGCGAAAUUGGUUAUACGAAGAGGCACAGCCAGACAUUGAAUAUGAGAUCGCGAUGGCUGGGGGGGCAAUCCAGGCGGGAUUGGAAGAUAUUAUGGUGGCCCCACCAUCUUCGACAUCACCAAGCACUCUAGUGUAA
This is a messenger RNA of Aspergillus pseudoviridinutans, 777 nucleotides long. RefSeq lists its product as uncharacterized. The record is from RefSeq and is a predicted model, not a curated record. Gene Ontology annotation, cellular component: cytoskeleton. The transcript has 2 exons. The coding region runs from base 1 to 777 and encodes 258 amino acids. Lineage: Eukaryota; Fungi; Ascomycota; Eurotiomycetes; Eurotiales; Aspergillaceae. Gene Ontology annotation, molecular function: actin filament binding.